Molecule: messenger RNA, 312 nt
Organism: Prorocentrum cordatum
Lineage: Eukaryota; Dinophyceae; Prorocentrales; Prorocentraceae
Source: the annotation of a GenBank genome assembly
AUGAGUCUCUUCCUCGCCAUUCCAGGACUGCUGGGCUUGCAUGGAUUGCCAGGGUUGGAUGAAUCCCUUUCUCGGCGUGGAUGUUUGGUGGCUCAUUUGCCCGUCUCGCUCUCAACUCCCACUGUCUUGAGCCCGGGUGAGAUCUUACCAGGGUGCAAUGAUGCCUUCCUUGCCUUUUUGCCGAAAGGCGCGCUGGAGGUAAACCUUGUCCGUGCGCCUGAGAACGCCCGUCUGCUGGCUCUCGGCGGCUGCGAUUGCAAGAUUAUUGCAGCGCACUUGUCCAGCCUCUCAGUUAUUAUGCCCGCCGCGUGA